Gloeophyllum trabeum ATCC 11539 is the source of this 657-nucleotide messenger RNA. RefSeq lists its product as uncharacterized. NCBI's taxonomy places the organism in Eukaryota, Fungi, Basidiomycota, Agaricomycetes, Gloeophyllales, Gloeophyllaceae. The record is from RefSeq and is a predicted model, not a curated record. Bases 1 to 657 code for a protein of 218 amino acids. The transcript is spliced from 5 exons.
AUGUACCUGAUGGGUUAUAUCGAACGCGUGCAGCCGUCUCUGGUUGCCCGUGCCGCAUGCCGGACCAUAUCGAGCUGUGGUGAUUGCGUCGCCAAUCCCACCUGCGCCUUCGACAAGACUAAAUUCACCUGCACCGUGAAGUCUGCACUGGUCCAGCAAGUGACCACCACCAAUGCCUGCUUUUUAGUGCAAGCGAUGCAGAAGACACAAAUACAGGAGUUUCCUGCUACGAAGACUUCGACGGCCGGCGUCAUUCCUUCAGGCGUGAAUAAGCUGUUCAAUGAUAUGCAAAGACAUAUCUUUCUCGGCAAUCCCGGUGACACGACCAAGGGACAACACAUCAACACGGCCUGGGUACCCACGAACUCUGGAAUAACCAAACUCAUUGCCAACGACACGUCCACCCAUCUCGCGCAGUACAGUUUCAAGUCAGCGACGGCGUCCGGAAUCAAGACCGUCUGGGACAACAGCAGGAAGGACUUCUACGACCAGACGGAUGUAAGAAACAUCGUGCCAAGCAGACCCGGGGUUCUUUCUGUCGCUACGCCAUUCAAUAACAAUAUCUGGCUCACGGCGGUCAUCACGGGGGGAGACGGGACGACGUGCUUUCCCAAGAGCGCGCACGCAGUAUCGCAGCUGCUCGGAUAUCCCUGCUAA